AUGGACCGCCAAGGCACGCCUGGCGGCGAUGGCUACGGCGAGGAGUGGGCGCGGGACCUUCGGGUCAAGUUCGAGGGUCUCCUUCGCGACAAGCGUAUGAAUGACCUCCGUUCCUCUUCCCGACACGGAUCUCCAAGCCUCGGCGAACGAGCCUCGAGCGCCAAUUUGCGAAGUCCUACUCCUGCUGGCAGCAGCCGACCCUCGACAUCCAACGGUCCUACUCCUCCCUCUUACUCCGCCCUCCGACAUCUCCCCAAGAUCCCAACUCCUCCCGAUGCCAGCGACCGUGACUCCCAGAAAUUCAGAAACCUCCUCAUCAGCCUAUCAUUAACACCAACAAAGUACGAAAACCCCGGUUUGUUGGACGAGGCUCUCCAGACCAUUCCAUUGGAUCGUAUCUAUGGCGAGGCUGAGGAGGAGACACAAGUUCUCCAAGCUCAGGCUGAGAGUAUGGGAGACGGACGGCAACCUGAAUGGGGUUACCAAGACUGCGUUAUCAGGGCACUAUUGAGGUGGUUUAAGCGAUCAUUCUUCACAUGGGUCAACAACCCACCGUGCCCUGUCUGCUUAUCCCCUACUAUUGCCCAGGGCAUGACUGCCCCUACACCUGAAGAGAGUGCCUGCGGUGCUCUUCGAGUGGAAUUGUACCGAUGCUCUGCACACAACUGUGGAGCUUAUGAACGCUUCCCCCGAUAUGGCGACGUUUGGCGAUUACUCCAGACCCGACGAGGCCGCGUUGGUGAAUGGGCCAACUGCUUCAGCAUGCUUUGCCGAGCUGUUGGUGGUCGUGUACGCUGGGUCUGGAACGCCGAGGACCAUGUCUGGACCGAAGUUUAUUCGGAUCACCAGAAGCGAUGGGUGCAUGUGGAUGCCUGCGAAGAAGCCUGGGACAACCCUCGUCUCUAUGCUGAGGGAUGGGGCAAGAAGAUGUCCUACUGCAUUGCAUUCUCCAUUGACGGUGCUACUGAUGUUACCCGACGAUAUGUGCGCAAGAACGAGCACGCCACCGAGCGCAACCGAUGCCCCGAAGAGGUCCUGCUCUACAUUAUGCAGGAGAUCAAGAACAUCCGACGAGCCAACAUGAGCAAGGAUGAACGAUUUCGCUUGGAGAAGGAGGAUAGCCGAGAGGACCGCCAAAUGCGGGGCUAUGUUGUGGCUUCGAUUGCCCAAGCUGUGACAGAUCUGGUUCCUGGAUCUCCAGGCGGUGCGUCUGGAAAUGAUACCAAGUUGCCUGCAGAGCAACCUGGAAUUCAGUCGGGAUCCACGGAGUGGGUGGCUGCCCAACAACAACAAUCUCGCAACCACCGCUAUCAGCAACCCCGAGAUCCCAGCCACCGAAGACCUUUGCCUUGAGCAGGAUGCGCGCUUUUGUUGUGCGACCUGCUCGGCUUUGUGUUCGAGGCUGCUCCAUAUACCCUACCCACCAACCGACCACUUCGAUCAAGAUCAGGAUCACGACGCAGUCAAGUCAGCUACACCGCCCCUCGACGGAGCUGUGAUACCCACCUCGUGGCUUGCCACGACAUCUAUCCGACGACCUCGAUGAUAGUACCACGGCUCUAAACCCACACGACCUCCAUGAUACUCUCACUUCGACGACUCGUUACGGCCACAACCUAAUUCCCUUCAUGUCUAAUACAUCUUUGUCAAGCCAUAGCAUAGACUCGGCGUUGAACCAUUCUACCAAUCCGGCCUGUCACUAGAUGGCACGGCCUGUACUUACUACAACAUGGACUUCCAUUUCCUUUGUUACCUUUUUUUAUAUCAUCUAUUUACAAGGGGCGUAUCAAGGCGGGUGGCAUAUAUAUGAAUCUGUACCCUACGGUGAGCGGGGAUGGGAUGUAUCCCACGCUCUGGGGCGUUUGGAUAGGUUUACCUUUCGGCUAUCAUGAGCGAUAUGAGGCCAGUCAAAAGAGAAGGAUGAGUAGUUGAAGAAGAUAGGAACAAAUCAAUGCCAUGGCGCAUUUUCAUUCAGUUGACUUAUACAUUUGUCCCACAAUAGCGAUCUGUGCCAGUCCGUGAUUCCACCUUGGAACCUGCUUGCAGCCCAUGUCUCUGUCGUGUUAGUGGUGGCAUAUCUAGGUAUUCAGCGGUCUUUGUCAACAAUGAAGAUUCUUACCUAAAGAAUAUGAGAAAACUAUGAAAAGAACUUCACAUUAUUAUAAAACAACAAUAUGA
Fusarium vanettenii 77-13-4 is the source of this 2178-nucleotide messenger RNA. RefSeq lists its product as uncharacterized. Gene Ontology annotation, cellular component: nucleus; cytosol. NCBI's taxonomy places the organism in Eukaryota, Fungi, Ascomycota, Sordariomycetes, Hypocreales, Nectriaceae. Bases 1 to 1353 code for a protein of 450 amino acids. The record is from RefSeq and is a predicted model, not a curated record. Gene Ontology annotation, biological process: protein deglycosylation; glycoprotein catabolic process; protein quality control for misfolded or incompletely synthesized proteins. The transcript is spliced from 2 exons. Gene Ontology annotation, molecular function: peptide-N4-(N-acetyl-beta-glucosaminyl)asparagine amidase activity.